AUGCUAUUUUCACGUACCCGAGGCAGUCCUCCGCGCCGAUGGAUUUACCUUCUUUCUGCUUCUUUGAGCCUCCUGCUGGUGCGCUAUCUGUUCUGGUCAACGCCGUAUGGACAGGUAGCGGAAAACGUGUCGGCUGGUUCCUCAAGCGUUUCGCCCAGCUCGUUUGAGUGUCCUCAUCUUCCUGGCCUCGAAGAUGUCCUGGUUGUCCUGAAGACGGGAGUCACGGAAGCACUGGAAAAGGUUCCUGUGCACUUUAAUACCACGUUGCGAUGUAUUCCCCACUAUGUCGUAUUCUCAGAUUUUGAGGAAGAUAUCGCUGGUGUUCGGGCCCAUGAUGUUCUCCGCAGCGUCGAGGAUACCGUGAAGCGCACAAAUUCCGACUUUGCCAUUUACAAUAAUCUUCGCGAGUCCGGGCGCAAAGCUCUGACAUCAAACGACAAUAUCCAUGAUGAAAGUACUCCAUUCGGAAAGCCCGAUAAUCCCGGCUGGAAACUAGACAAAUGGAAGUUCCUGCCGAUGAUUGACGAAACGCUCAAUUUUCGCAACAAUGCGAAAUGGUAUGUUUUUGUCGAGGCCGACACGUACAUGGUCUGGCCGAAUCUGAUGGCGUGGCUGGCGACAUUCGAUCACAUUAAACCGCAAUACCUGGGGAAUCAGAUGCAAAUUGCAGAUGUGGUCUUUGGACACGGGGGGUCUGGAUUCGUACUCUCUCACGCUGCUAUGCAGAAAGUAUCCGAGUUCCGUGCUUCUCGAGUCAAGGAAUGGGACGAAUUUACCGAUGGCCAUUGGGCUGGUGAUUGUGUGCUCGGGAAGGCCCUCGGCGACGCAGGCGUCAAACUCUUCUGGGCAUGGCCGAUGCUACAAGGGUCGACACCUUGGGAGUUUGAUUUUUUCUCCGAAGGUUAUCAAAAGAAACCAUGGUGUAUCCCUCCAGUAGCAUACCACCACUUGACAGCAGAUGAUGUUCGAGAAAUGUGGGAAUUUGAGGAGAACUGGUCCACCAAGAACCCAAUUUCGAACCUCUUGCAUAGCCAUGUAUUUGAGAACCUCAUCCAACCAAAGCUCAAGGCGACUGAAUCAAACUGGGACAAUCUUUCUGCAGACGACAGUGGUCAAACGGCUGAGAGCCCUGCAGACUGCGAAGCGCAAUGCGUCAAGAACCCAGACUGCCUCCAGUACUCCUUCGAAUCGAGCAAAUGUCUGACGUCGAAGGUGGCCAAACGAGGAGGAAAGAAAGCUGGAGUCACUUCUGGCUGGAUGUCUGAAAGGAUCGAGGCUGCUACCAAGGAACUGGGCUCAUGUAAAAAGGCUGAAUGGGUUUCAUAA
Aspergillus wentii DTO 134E9 is the source of this 1326-nucleotide messenger RNA. Its product is annotated as glycosyltransferase family 31 protein. Gene Ontology annotation, molecular function: glycosyltransferase activity. Gene Ontology annotation, cellular component: membrane. Lineage: Eukaryota; Fungi; Ascomycota; Eurotiomycetes; Eurotiales; Aspergillaceae. The transcript has 2 exons. The coding region runs from base 1 to 1326 and encodes 441 amino acids. The record is from RefSeq and is a predicted model, not a curated record.